UCGGAGCUCUGUAUUCAGUUUCAAAUUGCAAGUCGCAUUUCAAGCUUAUUAACAAUAUGAAGUGGCUGUCACUCGCUUUUGUCGUCAGUUUGUUGGCUCUGGCAAGCGCUAACCCGCUUCAACCAGGAAAUGUUAUAAUCAAUGGGGAUUGUAAACAUUGCAACGUGCGAGGCGAUUAAUUAAUUAUAAUGUUUAAUUUAACAAAUAAAUUGUAUUUAUGUAAAUAAAAUUGUAUGCAGAAUAACAAGACAAAAAUGAUGUAAUAGAAUUUGUUUUAA
Drosophila innubila is the source of this 278-nucleotide messenger RNA. Its product is annotated as bomanin-3-like. The record is from RefSeq and is a predicted model, not a curated record. Bases 57 to 179 code for a protein of 40 amino acids. Gene Ontology annotation, biological process: defense response. The transcript is spliced from 2 exons. Lineage: Eukaryota; Metazoa; Arthropoda; Insecta; Diptera; Drosophilidae.